AAAGACAGGAAAUCUAUGUUAUAAGCCUUGUAGUAAGAGAUAAAACAUCUUAGUUCGUAGAAAAGUCGAAAACAUGUUGGUUAUCCUGUCUUUGUUGUUUCAUGUUUCUCAUCUUUCAUCGUGCGAAACUGCGAGGGGAGAGUGGUAAGGCGGCCAUAAUCAAACAAAAGUGUUUUUAAGAAAAUGAAGGACAUUUGACGCCUUAAUUUCGUUUUUAAGUCAUUUUAGUGGCGAUUGUUAAAAAAAGGUAUACAGAUGAGCGCUAAAUUAGAUGUAAACAGACGUGUCUUAGCUAUUCAAGCUAAAAAGAAGAGACACAAGCCUGCAAAAAAGAAAGGCAAAAACGACAUGAACGGCCACGGAGGAGAAAAUCGGCACAAUUCAAAGGCAGAACCUUCUCAUAGCUCGAGUAAUGAAACGAUCGCUGAUCCCGAUGAACCUUAUACGAGCGAAGAAGAGGAACAAGAGGAUAGCACCGAUUAUCGCAAAGGAGGUUACCAUCCUGUCAAAAUUGGCGACCUGUUUCUCGGAAGGUAUCAUGUAACGAGGAAACUGGGUUGGGGUCAUUUCUCUACUGUGUGGUUGUGCUGGGAUCUCGACGAUAAAAGAUUCGUCGCUCUGAAAAUCGUAAAAUCCGCCGAUCAUUUCACCGAAACCGCUUUGGAUGAAAUUAAAAUUCUCAAAGCUGUUCGUGAGUCCGACCCCAAUGAUCCCAAACGCAAUAAAACCGUUCAGCUCCUUAACGAUUUCAAAAUUAGCGGCGUUAAUGGGGUGCAUGUUUGCAUGGUUUUUGAAGUUUUAGGCCACCACUUGUUAAAAUUAAUCAUAAAGUCCAAUUAUCGGGGGAUUCCUUUGGCAAAUGUUCGUACUAUAAUGAAACAGGUACUGGAGGGUUUGGACUAUCUACACACCAAAUGUAAAAUUAUUCACACUGAUAUUAAACCAGAAAAUGUUUUACUCUGUAUAUCAGAAGAAGCAAUUAGGAGAUUGGCGUGUGAAGCAGCCGAAAUGCAUCAAUUAGGUAUGAAACUUCCUACUUCCUUAAUCAGUACUGCCCCAAUUAUAGAAACCAAGUUGAGUAAAAACAAGAAGAAAAAACUGAAAAAGAAGGCCAAAAGACAAAAUGAAUUGUUAAAGAAACAGAUGGAACAAAUUAUUGAAAUUGAAGAACAGAAGAAGGGGAAGGAAAAUGGAGAUAUAAUUGAAAUUAGCGAUGUAAAUGUUAAUGGUGAUACUGAGUUCAAUGGUACUUCUCCAUCUCACAGUCCAGAAACUACUCCCGAAACAGAGGUCAAACUCGACAACGGUUGCAUCGAUGAUCUUGGGGGCGGCGAGGCACCAAGAGAAGCGGCGCCUCAAGAUGACAGUCCAUUAACUGAACACAUGUCUGAAGACGAUUCUAUGCCAUUGAAUUCCAAUCAAGAGAAACGAGACCUCGAUCCGACCUUUGUAGCCUUCGUAGAGUGUACUUUUGAUGUGAAAAUCGCCGAUCUUGGAAACGCUUGUUGGGUGGACAAACAUUUUACCGAGGACAUCCAGACAAGGCAGUACAGAUCUUUGGAAGUACUGUUAGGAGCAGGUUACAACACUUCAGCUGAUAUCUGGAGUACGGCUUGUAUGGCCUUUGAAUUGGCCACCGGCGAUUACCUAUUCGAGCCCCAUUCCGGUGAAGACUUUUGCAGGGACGAAGACCACCUUGCCCACAUCAUAGAACUAUUAGGAAACAUACCCAGGAAGAUAGCCCAAAGCGGUAAAAACUCGAAAUUGUUCUUCAACAAAAAGAAUGAGCUUCGUCACAUAACCAAUUUAAAACCGUGGUGCAUGGAGGAUGUUCUGAUGGAGAAGUACGAUUGGAGUAGGCAGGAUGCAGAGGAAUUUGCAGCUUUUUUAAAGCCUAUGCUCGAUUUUGAUGCAAACAAAAGAGCCACAGCUGCCGAUUGUCUAACACACCCAUGGUUAAAUAUUAAAUGAGCCAAAGCUCUCUAGGUGACUGAUUCGUAUAAUUUUUGCUUACAUUUUGGCAUAAUAGUGCAAAAUUACAUUUCUCAGAAUUAAUUGAUGCAUUAUGUCCAAAACAUCCGUUUUUAAUUUAUUAAUUGGUUCGACUGGGCCCUCAUUUAAUGUACAUAGCAUUUGUAAUAGAAAAAUUGUGAUGUAUGUGUUUUAUAGACAAUAUAAAUGUCCUCCUUAGGAUUCUGUUUUAUUACUGUCUGUCUGUUUAUGGGCGAUGAUUAAAUAGCAGUCUAUCCAAACAAAAAAGUAACAAAACAUAACUAAAUAAUACUCGAAAUGUCUAAUUAAUAACUGUAUAUUAGAAUAGGUUUAUGAUAAAUGGCUACAUAUUUUUUUAACUUCUGACUUUCUUGAAAAUAUUUUAUUUACUUUUUUAUUACUUCUGUACUGCAGGUCAUUUGAACUACUUCAGUGAAUUAAAUAAUUUAGUUCAUUUGAAUUACUUCAAUUGAGUAUUUCAUUUGAACUACUUCAUUCAGCAAAUUAA
Molecule: messenger RNA, 2500 nt
Organism: Psylliodes chrysocephalus
Lineage: Eukaryota; Metazoa; Arthropoda; Insecta; Coleoptera; Chrysomelidae
Source: the annotation of a GenBank genome assembly